CUUGAAAGUGGACUGUUCAUAAACUAUAAGCACAAAAAUGUCAAAGCGUAAGAAGAGCGCAGCUUUGAUAGAUUCUGAUAGUGAGGAAAGUGACAGUGGUUCAGAUUUGGAAGAAGAUUUGAAAGCACUGACAAAGAGAAAACGUCCAGAUUCUGACUCCGAAACAUCUGAAAGUGAUGAUGAUUGGACAAUGAAUGGAGAAGGAAAAAAGAAAAAGAAGUUAAAACAAACUAACAAGAAAGCAAAUCGAAAAUCUACAGCAAUAUCAUCAUCAUCUGAAAGUGAUGGGGAGAGUGACAAACAUGUGUCAGAACCAGAGGAGGGGGAGGUGUCAGAAUCUGGCAGCAAUUCUGGCCCAGCUGAGGAAUCAGAACCUGAGUCAGACAAAGAGACUUUUCAUGAUGAGUACGAUGAAAAUCUGUACGGUGAUGAAGAAGACAGAAAGCGAUUGGAACAAAUGACAGAAAAAGAAAGAGAACAAAUAUUAUUUAACAGAGGAGAACUCCGACAAGUACUUAAAACAAGGUUUGAAAUAGAGAAAAAACUUCGACAAGCAAAAAAGAAAGGUUUAUUAAAAAAGGACAAACAGGUAAAUGAUGCUGCAAUAAAUAAAUCUACAAGUCAGAGGAGUACCGAAAGACGAAAAAACAUGGAGGAAAAGAAAGACAGUAAAAAGUUUGCUGCUCUCAAGGAUCUGAAGGCGAAGCGUGAAGAAAAGAAAAAAUUAGCUGAAGAGUUAGAAAAACAGGAACAAAAGAAAAAACUACUCAAAGCCAGUGAAAUCUAUUCAGAUGACGAUGAUGAUGAUGACGAUGAAGAUGAUGAUGACGAAGAGGAGAGAGAUGAAGAGACAAAGUCCAAAUCACGGGAUCAAGAUACAAGGGGAGAGAAGUUUGGGAGUGAUUCUGAUAGUAGUGGUGGAUCAUCAUACAGUGGCUACAACUCUGAGUCCGAUGAUGGGUCACAUCGAGGAUCAAAGAGGAAAGUCCAGUUUGUCAGUACCAAAGAAGAAUUAACAAAAGUAAAACUUUCACGGCAUAAAUUAGAGAAGUGGUGUCACAUGCCAUUCUUCCGAAAGACAGUACAAGGUUGUUACGUAAGGAUUGGGAUUGGCAACCAUGAAGGACAAGCUGUCUACAGGGUAGCAGAAAUUAUUGGUGUUGUUGAUACAGCGAAGGUGUAUCAAUUGGGAAGUACACGAACUAAUAAGGGACUCAAAUUGAGACAUGGCCACUCGGAAAGAGUGUAUAGGUUAGAAUUUGUCUCAAAUCAGGACUUCACAGACUCAGAGUUCUUCAAGUGGAAAGAGGCCAUGAUGCUGGGAGGGCUUACUCUACCAACUUUAGAUGAGAUUGAAAAGAAGUUCAAGGAUAUACGAGAUGCUUUGCAGUAUAAAUUUAAAGAAAAUGACAUUGAAGAGAUUGUUGCUGAUAAACUGAAAUUUAAGAAGAAUCCUCACAAUUAUGCUGUAAAGAAAACGCUGCUUUUAAAACAAAAGGAAAUGGCUGACAUUGAAGGUGACCAGGUUGGACAGUCAAAAAUCAAACAGGAACUAGAACAGUUAGAAGAACGAGCCACAGAACUUGACCGUAGAAGGUCAAGUAACAUCAGUUCUAUCAGUUACAUCAACCAGCGUAACAGAUUGAGGAACAUGAUUGAUGCAGAAGAAGCAUUUAAAGUUGAAGUGGCAGCCAUGAAAACUGCUACUGCAGACCCUUUCACACGACGACAAUGUCGUCCCACCAUUGUGACGAAGUCAAAAGAUCCAAAUGCAGAAAUAGAUGCAAAACUCAAGACUGAGGAGCUGAAACGACAGUCAUUACCAGAAAUAGCUAGGUCUAAUCAGGCUGACUAUGAUAAAGCCAGAUCAGAGAAGAUGCAUAAGGCUGAUCCAAUGAAGUUCUUAGAGCCCACCAAACAGAAAUCAACAGAGGACCUUUUUGACGUCCACAACUUUGAUAUCACCAUCGAUUUGGAAGUGCCAUCCAGCACCCCAGCAAUGGCUGUCAACAAUCGAUCUGCCCAGAAUGUACGGGACCCCACUCCACGACGCUCGUUGAAUCUGGAGGAAUACAAGAAGAUGAAAGGCUUGAUAUAAGUGUGUGAUGUGAGAGAGAGAGGGGGUCCAGAGUGGGUGUGUUAAUGUAGACAGUUUGGACUGUGAGAGUGUUCCCAAAUCAUUGUAUCGGUUCCUAGUAGGACAACCAUUGUACUGAUGGGAUGGUUAUAAAUACUCGACCAUCAAAGUGUUGGAAAACAAAAGAUGUUCUCUAUGAUUAUGUUUUUAUUUUCACCCACAUUAUCAAACAAAGUAAGGAUAUUGUACGGGUGAUUCAGUGCUAAUGGCCACUUUUUGUUGUGAAUCUUUUUGGUCAUUUUUAAAUUGUCAAAUUAAAGGGGGUGGGGGAGGGGGAAAAUACAAAUUCUGUUUCCAUCCAAAUGCAUUGAAAAUAGUUUUAUCUAGGAAUCUUCUAUUUUUAAUGGAUGUAUUGGGUUAGUCAGAGGUGUCCAAAUACACAAGUUUUGAUCUGUGUUUUUCACAUUAAAUGGUUACAGCUCCAGGUGGGAUAGGACAGUAAUUGGGUCAGGUCAUGUUGGUUUAUCAUCAUCAUUUGAUGUGUCAUUAAUUACACAUGGAAUGAGGACUUGUGAAUUGAUACCAUGGAAAUUGAAUAUUUAAAUGGCAUAUUUCAUUUUCCAUAUAAAAUUCAUGAGUAUGCACUCAGUUUUGAUAGAUUCCUUGUAUCUUUUUUUUUUUUUUUUGUAAUUACAUUGAAAAAUGGUAAACAGGUCAUAUUUGCUGUUUUUAUGUGAAUACAAUCAUGUAUUGAUAUAUCAUAUUAAAUUAUCACCAGUAUGUUUGUGCAUGUAACUGAAUUAUGUUUCUGACAAUUUUUUUUUCCAACUGUUACUCAUGAUUUUUUAUAUCAGCCUCACAUAACAGGUCACUGUUUCACUUCCAAUCCUCAACAGUAUCCAUCAUCACUUUAACUUAACUCCUCUUGAUAACAUUAAACCUGUUUGUUUAUCCAAAGUACAUACAAUUUAUGUUAUUGUGCUACACAUAUAAUAUCCUAGGUAAGUAAAGCUUUUGUCAGAGUGUCCAUACGAAUGACAUGAACUUCAUAUGGUCUGGAUGUGUAUUUAUAUACUUAUUUAUUCAGUAGAGACUGAAAUAUGAUGUUUGUUUCUAAGAAACACUUGACUUUUGAUGGGUACAUGGUAUAUCUUAUAGGGGCAACUUUUUCACACUCUUACUGAAAUCUGUAUCACCUUUUCCUUUCAAUAGUGUGAAAAUAAAAAGUGUCCCUAAAGUUUGAAGUUAAUGCUGAAAUACUGUAAAUACACCUAUUUCAUUGGUGAUCUUAUUUUAGUGCUUUUCCCAUUUAAGAUACAGCACUGAAUUAUGAUAGCGCUAACUGCAGUUUCUGUAUGUUGUUGAUAAAGCAAUUAUUGGAGAUGAGCGAAUUUGUCAUUUUGCUUAUUUGUUCAAAAUUGAUAUUGCACUGAAACUUGAUUUCACCAAAAUAAGUAUGUUUAUAGUAUAUGUUUAUUAUUAUUUCAGUGAGAAUGUAUGUAAAGAAUGUAAAGAUCAGCUACAUUGCUUCUCUGUAAUAGAUUCAUUUUAACAUUACUUUAAAGUGUGUACGAUGUAAUGUUAACAUCAAAGUGCUGUUAUGCUCUUUAUAUUUCAAACAAUGUGAGUCACCAUUUGAUUAUCACAGGAAAUUGCGUAAUUAUAGAUGUAAUUAUUUCAUUGCAUGAUUAACCAUUUGGUGACUUUUUAUGAAACCUAGUUGUUUCUUAACUGUCUGACUGUAAAAGCUGUUGCUUGUGAAAAGAUAGAAGAAGCUGUAAAAAUUUGUAACUGACCUGUGGUACAAAAGUGUGACUUGUGUGAGUUCUGCUAGUAUUUUAACUUGUGUGACAUGCACUUGGAAACCGUUGAUGUGAAACUGGUCAUUUGUGUAUGAUUUAAAUAGCAACCCAAAUUUGACACAUGUGAUUUUUAUGGUGAAAGAAGUACAUGAUGUAUGACUUAUAUGGUUUUCAGAAUGUGUGUUGUAUAGUUUUCAAAAUGGGGAUGUGUAUGGUGUCCAGUAAGUGGAUUGUCUGCUGUCGAGAAUAGAGAUAGUAUGUUAUUAAGAAUAUAGAUUUGGAUGGUGUCCAGAAUGUUGAUAGUAUGGUGUCAAGAAUGUGAAUUUUGUGCUGUCAAGAAUGGAGAUUGUAUGUUGCUAAGAAUGUGGAUUUGGAUAGCGUCCAAAAUGUGAAUUUGUAUGGCGAUCAGAAAUGAUAGCUAGCUGUAUGAUUAACAUGGUGACUAAGAUCAUUGUGCAUAAUUUUCAAAACUUAUAAAUUGCAUGUGAGGUUUUUCAGGUCACCUUAGACAAAGUCUCAGGCUGACCUAUUGCAAUCACUUUCAUCAGACAUUGUGCAUCUGUAAACAAUGUAAUUUUUUCGACUUCUCAAAGCCUCUUGAUCUGAUUUCAAUGGAAAUUUUGCAGAAACCUUCCCUGGCCUAAGAUGAACCAAAGUUGUGAUUUAUACAGUCCCCACUCUACAGGAGCCUGAGCAGCAGGGCCAAAAGGGGUCAAAUUGACUCGGAUUUCAAAAAUCUUCUUCUCAACACCCAGAUAUGGUAGAAUCAAAUACUACUCAUGAACGUAAACAUCUUAAGGUGCUGUACCAAAAUUGUGAAUCUCAUGGACCCAGGGUCUCACCUUUCCCCGUGGGGAGGGGGGUAAAAUUUACUAUAAUUUAUAUAGGAAAAAUAGAUUUUCAAUCAUAAUUUGUUUAAUUUUAUUGGAAAUAUUUCAAACUUAGUUAGAAUUAUGAGUGAAGGAUGUCAGCUUGAUUUAAAGCGAUCCUGUGUGACCCUCAAGGGCAGAUGGGUCAAAUUGACCUAAAUUCAAAGUCAUCUUUUCAGCACCCAGAUAUGAUAAAAUCAAAUGCUCUGUAUGAAUGGAAGCAUGGAAGGUGCUUUAAUUAUCAAAAGAGGUCUCACAUUUCUUCCUGGGGAGGUAACUGUUUUAAACUUUACUGCAAUUUUCAUAGAAAAAUUGCAUUUUUGAGCAUAAUGUUUGGUUAUUUCCCACUGAAAAUAACUUUGUAAGAUUUAUUAGUAUAGAAUGAUAAGUUUUGAUGGUAUGCAUGUGUUGACACUUGCUUACUAUAUUCAAUAUGAUAAUUUCUGUUUCAUGACACUUGGUACCCACCCUUUAACUUUCAUAUUCAAUAUUGCUUAUCUCAGGCAACUGUCAAGGCUACUAGGCCUCUUGUUUCUGAAACUCUGCAGCAUUGAAUGAUUCCUAUUAUAGGAACAAAAAUACACAAGUACAGAACAAAAUUUUAUGAUUGAUUUCUUGUGAUUUCAUGGAUUUGAUGUGAUUUUGCUUUCAAUUUGAAAGUUUUGUAUGGUAUGCAUUUUUCAAGGGUAUUCAUGAUUUUUCAAUGGCGUUGAUGGAAUUUUACCUCUGAAUAGAUUGGGAAGCAUCUGAUGAUAUAUUAUGAUGUAAUUGAUAAUGUUUACAAUAACUAAAAACAAAGGCAUCCACUCUAACCCAUUACUGUAUAUUUUCUCCGUGUAAUAACAUUGGCAUGAUUACUUUUUCAUAGUCUAAAGAUAAUGUUUGUUUUGCUGAAUGAUUUUUAAAAAAAAAAAUUCUUACUUGUAUAUGUAAAAUCAUAAGCUAUAUUUUACCAAUGUUUAGUUUAUUGAAAACUGUAAAAUGCAUGUCAAGUAUAUACUGGACUGUAGUGUGAAAAACUGGGUAGGGUUAUAACAAAACAUUGGCUUAUUACCAUGCAUGUGGUAGACACAAGCUGAACAUUGAAGUUUUAUCUACCUCAUCUCCUGUAGUAUAUAUUUAUAAUACGAGAUGAUGAAAAAGAACAUCUUGCUGUGAUCUAGAGUUCAUUGAUGUAGGUGGACAAUCUUUAUUGUGAUCCUUACUUUGAUUGGAAGGGUUGUAAUUACCAUCCCAUCAGAUGAUUCACUAAUUUCUGUGGUUCUGUAGGGACUUGGCCACUAACUUAGGUCAUAUGGGACAGCUUGUCUUCAUAUCGUUUGUUGUAUCUUAAAAUUUAAUAAAAUAUUGUGACAAAGA
This is a messenger RNA of Ylistrum balloti, 6107 nucleotides long. RefSeq names its product RNA polymerase-associated protein RTF1 homolog. The record is from RefSeq and is a predicted model, not a curated record. Gene Ontology annotation, cellular component: Cdc73/Paf1 complex. The transcript is spliced from 16 exons. Bases 38 to 2098 code for a protein of 686 amino acids. Lineage: Eukaryota; Metazoa; Mollusca; Bivalvia; Pectinida; Pectinidae. Gene Ontology annotation, molecular function: RNA polymerase II C-terminal domain phosphoserine binding; DNA binding.